UUAUUCAGACUUAAACAAAUUCAUAUUCAUGAAGUUUUCUCCUUUUGUGCAGGUAAACCUAGGGAGCAUGAUUCAAGUGACAGUGGCACAGAAAGUUAUGAGGGCUCAGAUUCAUUGCUACAGUCUUGGAAUAGUCAAUCCUCCUUAGUAGAUGUUCAACGGGUCCCAUCCUAUGAGAGCUUUGAAGAUGACUGCAGUCAGUCCUUGUGUCUGAACAAACCCACAAUGUCCUUUAAAGACUACAUUCAAGAAAGGAGUGACCCGGUAGAGCAAGGGAAACCAGUUAUACCAGCAGCAAUACUAGCAGGAUUUACAGGUAGUGGACCUAUACAGCUGUGGCAGUUUCUUCUAGAACUUCUGACUGACAAAUCUUGUCAGUCAUUCAUUAGCUGGACUGGAGAUGGUUGGGAGUUUAAACUUGCAGACCCAGAUGAGGUUGCAAGAAGAUGGGGCAGAAGAAAAAACAAGCCCAAAAUGAACUAUGAAAAGUUGAGCCGUGGCCUGCGUUAUUAUUACGAUAAGAACAUUAUUCACAAAACUUCAGGCAAACGUUAUGUAUACCGUUUUGUAUGUGACCUACAAAAUCUGUUGGGAUAUACAGCAGAGGAACUCCAUGCAAUGCUGGGAGUGCAGCCAGAUACUGAAGACUGAGCAUUCCUGUCAUGUGAGCUUUGGAUGCAAGAGCACAUGAAUCUGUGAAUUGGGACCUUCUGCAUCAGUCAUUGGUUUUAUCUUCUGACUGUUUGGAGUGGUACACUGCUGAACUCCUAAAAGAAGUGUUUUCAUAAUCGGGGGAAGUCAAGGGAAAGAAGAAGCCUCAGUUUCAGGCACAAUAAGAACUUUGUAUCCAGCCUUUCAGCAGCCUUUCCUGAGGUCAACCCAGUUCCUGACUGCAAGCUAAA
Messenger RNA from Python bivittatus (Burmese python), 902 nucleotides. The record is from RefSeq and is a predicted model, not a curated record. NCBI's taxonomy places the organism in Eukaryota, Metazoa, Chordata, Lepidosauria, Squamata, Pythonidae.